CGGCUCGUCACGCGUCCGGCCGGAAGGUCUUUGACCUCACCUCACCGGCCCGUCCCAUUCGUCGGUGCUGAUACGAGGCCGGGCUUAAGACAUGCGCCAGGCAAGAAGGUCAUCCGAAGAGGAGCAAGGCCUGCCAUUGGGUUUUGUCAUGAGAGUGUCAGCAAACGAGGCUCUGGGCGCUGUGCUAGUCAUAGAGCGCAUGACUGGUGCUAUCGUAGACCUUGGAAGAGCCCGUCAGACGCUCUAGGACACUGGAGUUGAUGACAGAAGAAUUCUUUGUCGUGAUUCCAUAAGAAUGGUGUCAUAUCAUGCUUUGAAGACCAGUAUGGUAUUCACAAGCAACACUAGAUGAUAGAUGGGAGCAUGGUUGUAGCGAUCCGGUUCCUUCGGGCCCUACUGUACCCAUCAACAUGAACAGGAAGUUGUGUUGCAAAUGAUGGUUUCUUGCAGGAACUAGACGUAGUGGCCGUUGCGAUCGUCCUCAGGGUCUCUGCAGCAGGGAAUACAGGCAGGGCCCUUGACGCAGGCGGGGAAAUGUCACAGGCCGGAGACUUUUGACCGGACUGUGUACUCCGUACUCCUGUUGCCAAGUACAGCAGGAUUUAAAACAAUCCAGGCUUGGCGAUACAGACGCAACGCGUCCAAGGGGGCGAUAAACACCAAAAAGUCGUGAUCAUGGUGGGGGAGCAAGACUGAUGACGCCGCCGGGGUUGAGUCGGAUGAUGUGGGGCAGGGAUCAUGAGGCUUCUCAAGAUACUAGGCACUAUGCUGCCCAUGUCAAGGAAGAGUCGAUCUCAUCGAACCUGAGGGUGUGGUGACCAGGUAUCUCCUGGUCUGAGUGGGAGUGGUUGGACGAUCGAGAAAGCGAGUGCACGGGGACGGGUGGUGUACCUUGAAUGGGUGUCGUUCUGCUUAGCGCAACACUUGCCGAGCGCUUAUUCCGGAUUAUCAAUGAAAGGCUGUGAGAAGUUGACGUCUCGUGGUGUUGGCGUUUGGCGGUGACUCAGGGAGAGACAAAGCCAGACAAACAAGGUGAACCCAGCUUUGCGGAGAGAGGGGCGGGAACAAGCAGCGUACAUUAGAACAUUCGAGAGGGACACCACUUAUGCGAUG
This is a messenger RNA of Fusarium verticillioides 7600, 1113 nucleotides long. RefSeq lists its product as hypothetical. The record is from RefSeq and is a predicted model, not a curated record. The transcript has a single exon. The coding region runs from base 92 to 247 and encodes 51 amino acids. NCBI's taxonomy places the organism in Eukaryota, Fungi, Ascomycota, Sordariomycetes, Hypocreales, Nectriaceae.